Linum trigynum is the source of this 2311-nucleotide messenger RNA. Lineage: Eukaryota; Viridiplantae; Streptophyta; Magnoliopsida; Malpighiales; Linaceae. The record is from the annotation of a GenBank genome assembly.
ACUAUCAUAGAAACUGAACUUGGUAAUUACAAUCCGGCUUAACUGCAGUCUAGGGGGAACCAUAUCCGGGUGACCUCUUUAACCUGAAUACAACAGUUUACUUGCUUUGUUAGUUUGAUAGUUUAGACUUGCAUGCCAGUUUCAUUGCUAGAUAACAAGAAUUCACUGAGUAGUCAUCACAUCUAGGACCCGGGUUGAUAAUUAAACCCAAACCCGCUAUACUACGCUUUAGGAAGUGGUUUCACUUGGCCAAUUCCUGGAGUGACAGUAGAGUCGAGUAAAGUUUUUGGCGCCGUUGCCGGGGACGGCUAGGUUGUUGAAGAAAAGUGAUUUCUGUUAAUUUAGCUUUUCUUUUUGCUUUGUUUUCUUUGUCCCACUUGUGCCUUCACGGGUUUGUUGCUUGAGUGUGUGCAGGUAGUGCAUGACCCGUAGCCAGUCGGGAGGUUUACUGCCGUUGAAUCCAGAGAUUGACCGCACCUGUCGCCAGCUCAGGAGACAACAGCGAGCUAGACUGGCUACGGAAGAGCGCAUAGACGGCCACCUGAGCAGCGAUUCUGAAGAAGAUCACAGGAUGGACGGAGACUACAACCAACACCAGGGGAAUCCACAGCAGGUUCCCCCGGUGAAUCAGGUCCUGGGGAACAACCCCAUACCCCAGGACCAUGGAGUUCAUCAUCCACCGCAGCCGGGUCCCACCUUGGAGUACUACUACACUCCUCGGAUUGCUGACAUCCGCCCGGUCAUCCUCUACCCGCCGAUCCCAGCAAACAACUUCGAGAUCAAGCCAUGCUGGAUUCAGCUCAUCACAUCCUCGAUCCAGUUUCAUGGCUUGAAGGAUGAGGAGGUGACACGCCAAAACACAACACCAAUCUGCGACCAAGUGUAAUCGCAGACCGGGAAUGCAGUAACAGGCAAGUUAUAUUAUCAACCCGGGCUCUAGAUCUACUGCUUACUCAGUGAUUCUCUGUUAUCUAGGCAACUAGAGUAAGUGAUUGUUGUUUAAACUAAAAGCAGAAAUAAAGCAGGAAAUUAUUCGGUUUUCUUAAGCAGGAAAGAGUCACUCGGGAAUGAAUCCCCCUAGCUCUUUAGUUAGGUUUCAAUUGCAAUUUACCCUGGGUUGAUUUACUGUUGAUUAGACUGCGGAAGAUCCGACAGUAGCUUGGAAUCUCUUAAGCUGACCAAGCCCUCUCAGUCUAACUACCCGGCAGACGACUAGUCUUCACCGGGAUAGAAAGCUGAGGCUAUGAACACAGAACUCCACUACUGGCGCCAAGAACACCAGUACAAAGCAGUAAACUGGCUAACUCUCGUAUAGCCAACCUCCUACUAUCGAAUGAAGAGGCUCUAACAACCUAAUCAGAUUCUAUCUAUCUCAGGUUGAAGCAGAAAUUGAGACAAGCUGAUCAGACUCAAAUCAAUUCAUGAAACAUGCAUCAUUCGAUUAAAAUCAAACAGUAGUAUCAUCCCAAGUCAUUACAAUCAAUCCCCUAACACAUAGAACUAGGGUUCUUCAUCCCCAAGUGAGAGAGAGGUUCUACUCCAUAGAGAGAGAAGAGAAAACAAGAAUCGGAUUAGUCAUACUCAUAACGAUGAGGAUAAUCUGCUCCGGGACGAUGAUUUUCACUCCUAUGAUGAUCUCCAGGCUCGAUUCGAUGAAAUCCAGCUCUAAGACAGCUUCUAGGAUGUGUUCUUCGUACUUUCUCUCUCUAGGGCUCUGUUUUUGCUCUGAAAACACUGUUCUCUCACUUCUGGCUCGGAUUAGGCUUUAAAACCGGGUUUUCCCGAGUUGCACGGCCAGGGUGCACGGCCGUGCACCUCACCAUUCUGGCCGUGCACCAUGAAACGCAGCGUAUCCCUUAAUUGAACUCAGGCUUCUUGCACGGCCAGGUGCACGGCCGUGCAAUCUUCAGGGCCUGCCCGUGCAGUUCCUCGGCAUGAGGCGCACGGCCAGCUUGCAACCAUGCACGGCCGUGCAGCCCCUCUGGUCUGCCCGUGCAGCUCCCAAAAACCGCGCCAUUCGUCCGUUCUUCGUCCAAUCGACCCCAGACUCGCUCCUAAGCCUUCAUUCACGUACUAGGACCUGAAAUAUGACAAACAAGCACAACCUAGCGUGAAAUCGGCCUAAAACACGAGAAAUCACAUCUCAAACGGUGUAAGAACAGGGGUAAAAACAUGUGUAAAUAACGGUCUAUCAAACUCCCCCACACUUAACCGUUUGCUUGUCCCCAAGCAAACCAAGUCAGACACUAGGUAAGCUUACAUAUUUCAAUCAACCAACAUUGGGGACAAGUCAUAAAGGCACAGAACACGU